Molecule: messenger RNA, 606 nt
Organism: Saccostrea cuccullata (small rock oyster)
Lineage: Eukaryota; Metazoa; Mollusca; Bivalvia; Ostreida; Ostreidae
Exons: 2
Coding region: 138-590 (150 amino acids)
Source: RefSeq, a predicted model, not a curated record
CAAGGCUAACAAGCAGAACCUUGAAGUGGGAAGACCUGCAUAGUUGUGGGGAGGAUCUGCCCAACAUCUUUGGUCUGAUUUCUUUAGUGAGGGCCCUACCUCCAACGUCAGUUAGGAAUGAGGCUACCUUUUCAACCAUGAAACUUACCAAAGGGAAGAGGCGAGCACGCCUCAAUAACGAAACGCUUGAUGAUCUACUGAUGAUCAACCUGGAGUCUUCUUCAGUAGAUCAGUAUAAUCCUCAGGAAGCCAUCACUAAAUGGAUGAAUACCAAAGGCAAAAGGAGACUGCAUUACAAGAGGGCACCGAUUCAAGUGGGCACUUCCGAUACCCAGAUGAUGGAGACUUCAGAUUUCCUCAACAGGGCUCAACCUGACACAGAUACCCAGAUGGACACCACAGAUUCCCUCCAAGAGCCUGAUUCUCAAACUUCAGAUUUAUCUGACUUGGUAUCAGAACUUGUGGCAGACCCGGAAGAUAAUGCAGAUGAAGAUCUAGAUUAUGACUCGGACAGUGAUGUUGAACAAACAGAAAGAGAAAAUGAUGUGUUACUGAACAUGAUCAUAGAAUAUGAAUAUGAAUUAGAAUAAAACAGUUUUAAUUUUC